GAAUUUUACUUUGUCUGCUUCUUUUCUGUUUUCUGAUGCAUUGUAAAGAAGUUUCAACUCCUACCAAAAAUGUCCCAGUCUGUGGUGGUAAGAAGCUGCUAAAAACGAACCCUAAAUCAUUCUAAGUAUAAGCUCUGAGUGUAAACGCAUGCACCAACAGCUCCAGAAGCAGCCGAUCACAAGUCAAGAGGGACCUAAACAUUUAUGGAGGGUAAAAGCCUGUUUGGUUCCAUCCGACUGAUGGGCUAGUAUCAAUCUUUUAGAAAGCUGAAGCAAAUUGGAAUACAACAGCGUUCAGAAGACUGAAGUCCACUUUGUCAUGCAGAAGUGUAGCCUUUCACAAUGCUGAUGGCGACUUUGGUCUGCAACCAAAAGUACCAGAGGUCCCAACUGCAUCGGAGCUGUACCUGAGGAGUACGAUGAAGUGGUUUGUUCACUUGGCUCUGGUGUGUCGUCAGUCUGGAAAACGAUCUAAAGAGGAAAAGGUGGCAGGAGAAGUGUGAUGCUUUCAACAAUGUUCUGAUGAGAACUCGUUGAUUCUGUUCAUGUGGAAACAAAACUUCUAACUAUGCCCCUUCUGUCAAACUGAAUUUCCUGAUAGCAGCUGGGUUUCUUAAUCAGAAAAUUGGUAAAAUAAUGGUUUUGUUAUUGAAUAAUGGACUGAGGUGUCGACUUGGCUUGUAACCUGUUUAACCUGUUUAACCCUAACUUUAACCUGUUUAACCCUAACGCCCCCUAUUGGGGACCUCUACAGUUUCAUGUCCCAAACAUCUACAACUGUCCACAUUCUCCAAACACAACUAAAACCACAAUCAAACAGCCCAGAUGGGAAACAAGGCCAUUUUAAAUUGUAAUAAAUGAAGAUACAAUGAUAUUUGAACUUUUUUAGAAGAGCUUCUGAACCUCUCUGGUGUCUGCUGAAAAAAAAAACUCUUGAACAAAUUUAGUUUAGGACCCCUGGAAUAAAUGAAACAAUUGGCUAAAUUUCCUAAAUGGAAUUUGAACUCACAGCCUCCAUCCUGUCAGCACUUUUACACAGGGCAGCUCUUCUAAAAUGAAGUUCAAGUAUUAUUUUAUCUUAAUGUAUCAAAAACCAAACAUUGCUUUGUUUACAAGCUAAACUGUUUUGAUUGUAGCUGUAGCUGUACUCGGGGAAUGCAAACAAUCACUGACACUUGGGACAUGAAACUCCAAAGACCUCAGAUUGGGAGGUGCCAGAGCCCAAAGAAAAAUGGCCUUGGGCCUAAAGGGCUAAAUAUCAAAAUGUCCAUUCAAAGGAGAAUUUGUGGGAUGAUCUUGAUAUGUGAUCUUAAUCCAAGAAGGCCAUAGCUCACAAUUUACAAAGUUAAAGAACCUUCUCAGUGCUGAAUAGAACAAGCUUACUCAAUGUUAGAUAAGAACAGCAGACACUUGUCAUCUUACUUCUGAAACCUAACAACACCUGCUUGAACCAUUCAGCCAUUGUUUUUCUAUAGGAGGUUGGUCUUUUUAGAGAAAAGACAAAGACGUUUAAAAAAUUGAGAAUUUUAGACUUUGUGUUGAAUUUGAAAACAACAUUUUUCAAAAUAAAAAUGAAAUUAAAAAUAAUGUGUUUGUAAAACAUUAAGUUAUUUAAAACCUUUGAAGUAGACAAAUGACCCACAAAGGAACUGUCUUACUAGAGGCGUGUGUUGAUUAUAAUCUGGGGAGAGACGAUAUGAUACACUGCCUGUCCAAAUAGAUGUCGUCACAAAAAAAUAAAUAAAUAAUAAGGUCACACACUAAUAUUUUGUUGAAACACCUUCAGCUUUGAUUACAUCACUCAUUCACUGUGGUGUUGUUUCGAUAAGUUUCUGCAAUAUCACCAGGUUUAUUUCCAUCCAGUGUUGCAUUAAUGCUUCACCAAGAUCUUGCAUUGAUGACAGUAGAGUUUGACCACUGCACCAAGCCUUCUCCAGCACAUCCCAAAGAUUCUUAAUAAGGUUAAGGUCUGGACUCUGUGGUGGCCAAUCCACGUGUGAAAUGAUGUCUUAUGCUGCCUGAACCACUCUUUCAUCAUCUGAUCCCAAUGAAUCCUGGCAUUGUCAUCUUGGAAUAUGCCCGUGCCAUCAGGGAAGAUGGAGUAACCUGGUCCUUCAGUAUACUCAGGUAGUCAGCUGACCUCAUUCUUGGAGCACAUCCUGUUGCUGAACCUAGACCUGACCAACCGCAGCAACCCCAGAUCAUAACACUGCCCCCACAGGCUUGUACAGUAGGCACUAGGCAUGAUGGCAUCACUUCAUCUGCUGCUCUUCUUACCCUGAUGCACUCAUCACCCUGGAACAGGGUCCAUCUGGACUCAUCAUGCAUUUGACAUUUCAUAACCCAGUUUUAGUUUCUGCAAUCUCCUUAGAAGUUUUUUCUGCUUGACGCAUGCCAAUGAUCUGACCCUUCUCAAACAGACUCCACAACCACCAGAUGUGUCUUUCCACAUGGUAAUUUAAGUAGUAACUCAUUACACCAGUUGGGGUUAAAUAACUAUUUGCCAGCUGAAAGAUUAUUGCCCAAGAAGUUAUUAUCUAACAGGAGGCUCAUCAAAUCCAGGUUGAGACUUAUUUCUUUUGGUCAGGCAGUGCAAUACUAAAAUAUAUUUGCAAUGUUUAAAACUGAAUUUAAUUGGAAAGCUCAGGCCAGAUGUUUCCAAGUCCCAUUUAGUGUUAUCCCAAGAUCUCUUUGUUCUUUCAGAAUGAAAAACUGCUGCCACCUAGCAGUCAGAGUUUAAAGGGAUACUUUGCAACUUUUUCAUUUUCUUGAGCCUCAAUGUGCUAAAAUGACCCUUUACAGCAGGGGUGCUCAAUCCUGGUCCUCGAGGGCCAGUGUCCAGCAUGCUUCAGUUUUAAUUCGGCUUCAACACACCUGAUUUCAAUCAGCAGGCGAUUAACAGGCAUCUGCAAAGCCUGAUGAGAUGCUGCACAGGUGAUUCAACCGGUUAAUCAAGUGUGUUGGAGAAGAAAAACCACAAAACCUGCUGGAUAGUGGCCCUCCAGGACCAGGAAUGGGCACCCCUGCUUUACACGGUUAAUAAAAAGUCACCCAGCCCCUACUGCCCCCUUUGGCCAGAAUAUUCCACUUGCAACUUGAGACUGGUGGGCCGAGUAGCCCCUGACGCAGAGUGGGGCGCCAUGUUGAAAAAACGAUGUGGAGGCCGGCUGCCAUUUUAGAUAGGUCUCCUUCGCCCCAGUGUACUCAUUUCUACAGAGAAACGUGCUAACUAAAAACACAUUUUAUUAAGCUUUUUCAAAAAAUCUGAUAUGGUAUGGCAUGACAAUUGAAAUAUAAAUAUAAUUAAACAAAAUAAAAUUAAAUAUAAAAAUCUAUUGGUUAGAAUUUAAGUUAGGCACAACGUGGGCAGAGUAAAACAUUUGACCCCGCUCACUGAAACUGAAACCGCUGAGGAGGGUGUGUGUGAGUGUGACUGUGACAGAGAGAGAAGUAGCACGCAGAAUGGAGGUAGGCAUGGAUUUUCAUUCAGUUUUAACGAUACUGAGCAUUAAUGUUGUGGCAAAAAUGUUAUUUUAAAAGUCUUUUUCUGAGUUUUAGAUUAAUGUAAUGGUAUUAACUUGACUUAAAAAGUAUUUUUCUCAGUUGUACAUUAUUAAGAUAGACUUUAAAAGUCUUAUUCUGAGUCCUAGAUUAAUAUAAUAUCUGGCACGACGUAUUGUUGAUAAGAAAUAUAGCUUUGGGGAAAAAUGUUAUGAGAUCACUUUUGUGGGGAAAUAUUAUACUUUACGUAGGGAAAAUGCAUUUGGUUUUUAUCGUUGUUACAUGCUAAAUAUAGAAUAAAGAAAGAAUAAAGUAAAACCAAAUUAACUAGUUAGGAACUAAUUAGGAAAUUGUGUGAUUUAUUUUAUGCAUUGGAAGCAAAAGUUGAUUUAGUAAAGUUACUUGUUACUUCCUCUUACUCUUUGCACAGACACAUUGCUCACAGCCUGUCUCCUGGCCCCUGGAUGGAGCUUGGCGUGGAUGAUGUUCAGAGCCUAACAAAGCAAAGGCGCUCCAACAACUAUGGUGCGUUUGUUUGAUGGUAAGACCUUUAUAGUAUGUAAAAUGUUUGCUUGGUACAUUAAAAACACAACAUUUGUACCUGAAAAUUGUAUUCUGGGGGAAUAUUAAUGACAUUAGUAAAUUAACCAGUACCUCUUGACUUACAGUACGCAACUGGGGGCCAGUUGUGACUUCAGAGAGGAAUGUGAAAAUUGUGACACAUUACACUUAGUACACAAGGUUUUAUUCUUCAACACAUCUGAAUCUUCCUGCAUUUCCUUUUUCAAAGGAAAACAUGCAGCAAAUUAGGAGAUGGUGGUGUCUUGUUCUCCUGCAAAACUUCCCCAUGCCGUCUGAGGAAGACAGACUGCAGGAAAGAAAAAGACGGAGGGAGCAAAAAGGAAAACAGGACCUGGAAGUGAUCCCACCUAAAAGGUUCAGGCUUCCAGAAUCUGUCUGUGAAGCUUCAGCGGAGGCUGAGAACAGGCCAGAACAGGGAACAGGGAACCGAGUAUGUUACCAGUUGUGGGCUUUUCUAAUUUCACUGUUCAUGCCUUCUCCAACUUGUAUUUUAAUAUUUAUUGUGUUUACUUUUGAUCAGGAGAGUCCUCUGCUGAAGAACACAUUUGAGGCAGCAAGAUGGUGUGGCACCAGAUCCUUCAAAGGAAAACUUUCCCUUCCCCAGGUCAUCACCAUGGACAAGGAAGCUUCCUUGAGGGCAGUACAGAUGUUACACAUGUGUGAUGGCCUGGAUGACGAUGAUGAGGAGCUACAAGAUGAGGGGGAGCUUCCCAUCUGCACCUGGUUUGCAAUCAGCAGGCCCGGCUACUUAAGGAGGAUGGAGAACACAUCUCGAUGCCGGAUGAUUACUGCAGCUUGGUUUUUGGAACGUCUCUGGAUUCAGCGACUCCUCAGGAUUACUCACCCGUGCCCCAUAGGACUUCUGGAUGCAGCUCUGAACCGUUCCCCAUUUCUCCUAACCGACCCGCUCUCCUGCUCUCCUCACACUCCCUCUCCUGGACCCUCUCACUUGGAUACACCGGCUCUCACCUGCCCUCCCUCAUUCCUGUGGUUUCCCAACUCCCAAUGCUGCGCUCCCGUUUCUCGAUCCCCACUGGACUUACCAGUGUGCCUUCCGUUCCCGUUUCCAAUAAAUAUAAUUUUUUUUACCAUCAUUCUGUGAGUUGUUGUGAUUCUGCAUGUCUUGGGUCAGACGUAUUCCCGAAACCAUGUCAGUUCUGUGAACUUUGUGACAAGAGGAAGAUGCAGAUGUUUGGAGGAUUUGACACCCCAUAAAAUCUUUUUCCCUGGAGGAAUGUGUUUAGAGUGUUUGUGUCUGAGUGUUAUGGUCAUUUUUGUGUUCAGUUUCCUCAGUAAGUUAGAGGAUUUUGUUUUUAUUUUGUGCUUUAUUUAAUUUUUUUUAUACCUGUGUUCUACUGUUGGCUUUUGUUUAAUUUAAAUUAACCUUUUUUUUAUACAUUAAGUCUGCAUCCUUUGGUCCACUGUCUCACCACCCCACCUCAAACCCUGGCAUGUUUCAAUAAGUGUCAGUGGCACAAUUCAGUUUCUGUCCCCCUUAAUGUAGCUGACAUAACUGAGUGCACAAAAAAUUGUACAUGUGUCUAUAUCUAUACUGUUUUCACACUCUCUUGUGAAAUUAAUAUAAAAAAUUAAAAAUAUGGCAGCAUGGAUAAAAUAAUGGACUUACAGUUAAAAGACUUUUGAUACACUUAAACAAACAUUAUUUAUAAAGUAUCAAAUGCAUGCACCUUUUUCAUAGUUAUUUCUGCUUUAAUAUAGUUAGAAGCCCAAUAUUAAAUGUCAAUUUCACUUCACUGUUCCUGUUCAGGUGGACUAGGUAAUAACUGUUUAGUUAAGUGGGAGCUGAACGUCAAAAGGUCGUGAGGGCUCAUGGAAAUGUAAACGUAUUACCAUUGUUUUAGUACUCUUUUAUUAACAAGUAUGUAUAUAGAAUAUUAUAUAACCUUGGUAUUUGGUAUUUACAUAAACAUAUUUUGGUACCAGACCUGAUCAUGAUAUAAAUAAUGAAUGGUGCCCCAUACAAAAGCUUUUUUUUAAUUUAAUUAUAAGCGUAGGUGUAACAUAUCAGAGUCAGAACUGUUCUUAUUGUCAGUAGCAGUAAAGGUCAGUUUACAGCAUGAGGAAUUUGUCUUGGUGUCAGGUGCAAUAAUAAAAAAUGGUACCAAAAUAGUUAAAAAAAACAUAAUAUAAAUACCAUAAAAAAGAGUUGAAUGAAGAAUAAUAAGAUCAUUAGAACAGAUUUGAAUCAAAAAAUGGCCCCUAUUACAUUUAACUUAGUCAUCUGCGCUUUCUUUAUAUUUUAUUGAAAUCCACCAAACAGGUUAUUUGAUUAUCAUUGUUAUGCUGAUAUCAUAGACAUGAAUUCAUAGACGAUUGGGCGCGUGAGAGCAUCGCCGCCAUAUUGAAUGGGUCUCCUCACUCUCCAAAGUAAAUGCAGAAUAAGCAACUAAUAGAAUUUUACAUUUUAAUUUAUUUAGUUUAAUUAUAUUUAUAUUUUAAUUUUCAUGCUAUACCAUAUCUGAUUUUGUGAAAAACAUUGAUAAAAUGUGUUUUUGAGUUGUGUAAGCACGUUCCUCUGUAGAAAUGAAUGCACUGGGGGUGAAGGAAAUCUAUCUAAAAUGGCGGCCGGCCUCUACAUCGGUUUUUCAACAUGGUCCCCGCACGGUGGGCGGAGUCAAACGUUUGACCCGCCCCGCCCUGAUCUGUGCACUGCAGUCAGGGGUAUCUGGCUCUGUUGGGCCUUUGAAAAAUGAAGCUGACCUACGUGGCGCUGCAGUCUGGUUCCAGCACAUUUCCUGCAUGCUUUAGAUCAUGAACACAGCUGAUUUGUUUAACAGUGAUUACUUGUUCCUGUAGACACUAAUGAAGGUUUUUAGAUUAAGGUGGUAAAAAGACAAAGCACAGCAAGGAGAUAAGUUUUGGUUUUGGUUUGACAAACAGACACUAGGGGGUGCUAAAGGCAAGCUAAAUCUGCCUAGUUCCCCUUUAAAUUGCACCACAUGAAAUAAAUGCAGUAGAUGUUUGCGUGUCUAAUUAAAAAAAAUCAACACACUGCUUUUAAAUACCAAUCUAGUCUCACAACAUGAUGGAAAUGUUGCAAUAUUACAGUGUAUUGAUAUUUUCUUACAUCCCUACAACGUUCUGCAACAGGUAACAAUUUUCAUUAGAAACUGCAAUGUUUUCAUGAAAUAAUUCUAAUAAUUUAAUUAGAUUAUUAUCAGUAAUGUCUCUAAAACUACUCUCAUCAACUGUUUGGAAAAGCAGUAAAAUUCACUGUAUCCUUUACAAUUUUCUAUUAAAAACCUGAUCAGUUUUCUUAAAUUUGACCAAAUUAAUAAGUAAAUACAAUAAAAAUCUAAGAGUGGAGCUCAAAAACAAAUUCUAAUUGCCAUAGUAAUCCUGUGUAAAGUUUUGUGUCAUCAGCAUACAUGGAUAACAGGAAAAUGUCAGGAUUUGGUUUAGAAAUUUGAGAUUCUAUGUAUUUAAAAGGAAAACGCUACAAGGUGUAACCACCAGUCAAACUUUAUCUGAAGCAAACAAAAACACAAAGAUACAAACACUGCAAACUAUAACCUCACUGAUCUUAU
Messenger RNA from Nothobranchius furzeri (turquoise killifish), 7631 nucleotides. The record is from RefSeq and is a predicted model, not a curated record. Lineage: Eukaryota; Metazoa; Chordata; Actinopteri; Cyprinodontiformes; Nothobranchiidae.